AUGGCCGCGAUGGCGGCUCAGAACCCGACCGGCGGCGCCCCCGCGGACCUGCCGAUGCCCUCGCGCAACCCGCUCCCCCUCUCGGCCUCCCAAGAGGCGCAGAUCAGAGACAUUUACCACGCGCGCGUGCGGAACGCCUGCGCGCCCGAGAUCAAGGCCUUUGCAGACUGCGCCCUGAACCGCACCUUCACCGUCUCCUUCGUCUGCCGCACCCAGCUCCGCGCAAUGAACGGUUGCAUGAAGGCCCACGCCACCCCGGAGGAGCACGACGCCGCGCGCGAGGAAUGGUUCGCCAAGCGCAUGGAGCGGCAAAAGGAGCGCGAGCGCAAGGCCGUGAAGAAGGCGCAGCAGGAGGACUUUAUCCGCGAGUGGUGGGGCCUGCCCGAGAAGGACGCCGAGACGAGGAGGAAGGAGGAGGAGAAGAUGAGGCUGGGCGAGCGCGUGGGCGGGUACGCUGCGAGGGAUCGGAAGGGUGUUGCGGCGGAGGAGAGGCGGUGA
Molecule: messenger RNA, 498 nt
Organism: Colletotrichum lupini
Lineage: Eukaryota; Fungi; Ascomycota; Sordariomycetes; Glomerellales; Glomerellaceae
Exons: 2
Coding region: 1-498 (165 amino acids)
Cellular component (GO): mitochondrion
Source: RefSeq, a predicted model, not a curated record